This is a messenger RNA of Osmerus eperlanus (European smelt), 3642 nucleotides long. It is a transcript of the gene apba2a, whose product is annotated as amyloid beta (A4) precursor protein-binding, family A, member 2a. The transcript has 12 exons. Gene Ontology annotation, cellular component: dendritic spine; plasma membrane; cytoplasm. Gene Ontology annotation, molecular function: amyloid-beta binding; protein binding. The record is from RefSeq and is a predicted model, not a curated record. Lineage: Eukaryota; Metazoa; Chordata; Actinopteri; Osmeriformes; Osmeridae. Bases 35 to 2731 code for a protein of 898 amino acids. Gene Ontology annotation, biological process: chemical synaptic transmission.
ACCAAGAAUAGAGGGGGGAUUACCAGAGCCAACCAUGGCUUAUGGAAAGAGACCAGGGACUAUUACCAAAAUACUGGGUGCCAGUUCUCCCUCCUGCCCAGGUCCUGGCCCUGGAUUCACAACGUAUCCAGGUGAGGAAACACAGGAUUUGAGGAGUGAAUCCCCUCCGCCUCGCCACCGCAGAAGCACAGAGCUGUAUCACAACAACCAGCCAACCCCCCCUGGCCUGGCUCGUGUCCGUCCUCUGGCCUGUGACCGGAGUACUGAUGGCCUGGACGAGGAGGACACUUGUUCUGAGUACGACAACGUGGGCUCCGACGUGGAGCAGCACUCUGAUGAAGUGCUGCACAGCGCCGGAAACGGAAAGGGCGUGGACGUGACGUACUACACUCACUUCCGCUCCGAGGAGGGCACGUAUGUGGAGACCGUGGUGGACGGCACUGACGAAGGCUGCAGCGUGGUGGGUCGUCGUUCGCCCAGGGAACAACCCAACUCAGAAAUACAUGAGGGACCACCGCAGGACAAAGAACCUCCUCACUUCGACCGGCAGUUUAGUCCCUGUCCUGCCCCCGUGCCAAGAGGCAAAGAGAACGAGGAUGAGCCGAGCCAGAAGCAGGAAUAUUUCCCUGAUGAACCCGAGCAGGGAGAGCAAGAUGAGGCCGGACACACAGAGGACGAUACGGAGGGUACGGUUCAGACCUCCGUCACUCAGCAAGAGAAUAAGGGAGAGAGGAUGAGAAAGAGAGAAGGAGAGGAUAGGGCUAGCGAGCCUAAUGAGGUCUACUCUACAAGGAACUGUGUUAUCCCAGAGAGCAGUAAGAAGUCAGCUUGUGAGUCGUCUCUCAGAAGCACUAAAGAGAAGGCGAGGCACAGCAAGGGAAGGGGAAAACUGGAAACAGGCGAGGAUGUUGAGCUUACAGUGCCCUGGGCGAAGGGGUGUCCUAACAGCCCCACUCAUCCAAGCCCAGAGGCCCUGAAGAACGGCAGACCAGCAGCCAUCAGGCCAAAACCUAGAUCCAACAUCAGUAAGCCGCACCCUCCCCCACAUCAGCAUCCUAACAAGACCCAGAUCCAGGCACACCCCAAUCCACAACCCAAACCCCAGCCACAGCCACAGCCCAAACCCCAGCCACAGCCCAAACCCCAGACCAAGACCCAAAACAAGACCAAGACCCCUGCCCCACAGACCCACCAACCUCAACAGAGAAGAGGGGGUCCCACCAGACCCACGCCAGAGAAGAGCCAGCCCAGAGCUUCCAGCCCGCCUCAAACGCUGCCCCAUAUCACCGAGCUCCAGAGGGUGCCCUCUGAAGACAGGGAGGUGUGGGCAGAAACAGAAAGGCCAUUGCACACUGAGUCCGAAAUUCCCAGCAUUUUGAUAGUUUUUUUGGGCAAUUCAGAGCCACCGAAUGUUGAGGCUGACGAUUGCGAAAAACCGCAUACGAAAAUUUCGGACUCAAGUGUCGCAGAGCAGCCAGAGAUGCCUCCCUGCUCCCAGCCUAAACCACCAGAGGACAGCAUUGACCAGGUGAAGGUGAAUGCUGAGCAAAUGCAAGAAAAGGCUUCUUUUCCAAGCUUUGUGGACGUCCCAGGUCCCUGUGAACCAGAGGACCUGAUUGAUGGGAUCAUCUUUGCUGCUAACUACCUUGGCUGCACUCAGGUGCUGUCAGACAAAAACCCCUCCAAAGCCAUCCGCAUGGCGCAGGCCCAGGAGGCUGUCAGCCGUGUGAAGUGUCAAGACGAAGAUUCACAGAUGGUGACUGAAGUGGACCUGUUCAUCUCCACCAAGGCUGUCAAAGUGUUAAAUGCAGACACACAGGAAACGAUGAUGGACAGUGCCCUUCGUAUAAUCUCCUAUAUUGCGGAUAUUGGGAACAUUGUGGUUCUGAUGGCGAGGAGACGCAUGUCUCAGGCCACCUCGCAAGACUGCACCGAGGACCCUCUGCCUCCUGUUGAGGGCCAGAGGCAGUACAGGAUGAUCUGCUACGUCUUUGAAUCGGAGGACGCACAACUCAUUGCCCAGUCCAUCGGUCAGGCUUUCAGUGUGGCGUACAGAGAAUUUCUCAGAGCCAAUGGAAUCAACCCCAAGGACCUGAGUCAGAAACAAUACAGUGACAUCAUCAAUUCCCAAGAAAUGUACAAUGAUGACCUGAUACAUUUCUCAAACUCUGACAACUGUAAAGAGCUGCACGUGGACAAGCAGAAGGGGGAGAGCCUGGGGGUGGUGAUUGUCGAGUCUGGCUGGGGAUCCAUCCUGCCCACCGUGAUCCUGGCCAACAUGCAGAACAGUGGCCCCGCUGCCCGCUCUGGGAAGCUCAGCAUCGGAGACCAGAUCAUGUCCAUCAACGACACCAGCCUGGUGGGGCUUCCGCUGGCCACCUGCCAGGGAAUCAUCAAGGGCCUGAAAAGUCACUUGCAGGUGAAGCUGAGCAUCGUGAGUUGUCCCCCUGUCACGACGGUCCUCAUCAAGAGGCCAGACCUCAAGUUCCAGCUGGGGUUUAGUGUUCAGAACGGCAUUAUCUGCAGCCUGAUGCGGGGUGGCAUUGCAGAGCGAGGAGGGGUGCGUGUCGGCCACAGGAUUAUUGAAAUCAACGGCCAGAGCGUGGUUGCCAUGGCACAUGAGAAGAUUGUCCAGACCUUGUCUGUUUCAGUGGGUGAGAUCAACAUGAAGACCAUGCCUGCUGUGAUGUUCAGACUGCUAACAGGGCAGGAGACUCCCGUCUACAUAUAGAGUCUUCAUGGAGCCUUACACGCCUUCUGCAUGUCCAGAAUGACCGAGUGAUACAUUAAGUAAUCAUUUCACUCUAGUGUCGUCUUACUAUCCUGGAAGGAAUCUCUUCAAGUUUUAUCUUGAACUACCAGUACAUUGUCACAGUGGAUGAUGAUGUGUAAAUAAGCUUCUGAUAGUGUGUGUGGAUGCAAUACUGAUGACCUGGGAGAAUGUGAAGGGAAUAUGAGACCAUGGUUAUUUUCUUAUGAAAAGAGAUAAAGUAGUACAUUUUAUUUUUGAUUUUGUCCUUAUUUUUUAUAAUAUACAAUGUUAUACAAUGUUGUUUAAUUACAUAUAGUUGAAUUUACUGGCAUUUGAACUAUAUCAUUAGCAUUGGGUGGGCCAGUCAAUAAUGGCAGAUAAGUAUUGGGUUUUCAAAGAAGGUAUUGUGCUUUGCUGGAUGAGGAAACCUAAAUUAUGAGGCAAACUAGGGUGUUAACAUUUUGGCAAAACUAAAAGCCAAAGAUUAUGACUAUUGCGAUGUGUUCUAAGAUAAACAUUUUGCUGAUUGCCUUCUACAGGUAAGAAGAAUUUAACAAUUGUACAUUUGUUGUAUGAAUGUAAUACCCCCAUACUAAGACAGCAUUGUCAUGGCUGAACCCUUAUAAAAGCAUACAAUUUCCUAAAGUGUUUUAACAAAGUACCCAUAUGACAUGCAAAACUUAAAAUAAAGAGAUCAAGUUUGAUAUGUGCAUGUAUCGGAGGACAACAAGAUUUUCUGUAAUUAGCACAUUUAUUGAUGCAAUGGACUGGGAAACAGACAAAUUGAGAUGACAGCACACUGUUCCUUGGACAAAAACCUGGCUUGCUGGUUGCGUACUGCCUAGUCCUUGAACACAACACAGUAUAAAUCCUUCACAUUUGUAUGUGUU